Molecule: messenger RNA, 2850 nt
Organism: Gasterosteus aculeatus aculeatus (three-spined stickleback)
Lineage: Eukaryota; Metazoa; Chordata; Actinopteri; Perciformes; Gasterosteidae
Gene: b3galt6
Product: UDP-Gal:betaGal beta 1,3-galactosyltransferase polypeptide 6
Biological process (GO): glycosaminoglycan biosynthetic process; protein O-linked glycosylation
Cellular component (GO): Golgi membrane
Molecular function (GO): galactosylxylosylprotein 3-beta-galactosyltransferase activity
Source: RefSeq, a predicted model, not a curated record
CCGCUUCGUCACUGCUACACGUAACUGAUGUGGUUUAACGUGACAAUAAAAUACACAAAAUGAAUAGACGGAUACCUGGCUGAACUCCCCCAGCGACCAAGAUUACCUGCUGGCUGUAACCCACGUUACCACUAAACGUACCGCUAAGACUCUGGUUUCCAUCCCCCGUUUCGACCAAUAUGAGCAAACGGUGUGCGUUUGCGUCCAGUAGCGUGAGCUCGAAAAGUGCGCAGGGGGUCUUGUCUCGGUAGCUAGCGUUAGCUCUACAAAGCUGCCAUAGGUCUGAGUGUUUCAUUCACGGGAAGGGUACUUUUGAAUUAGCUAAGACUCGGCACCAUGAAUCUGUUACGAUUAGUGUGCCGCCACAAGACAGCCCUGGUCAUUGGCACUGUGUGCAGCUUUGCCGUGGUUCUGGUCUUCCUGGCUAAAUGUACCUCAGAAACCCUGAAACAGGGCCACCAGGAUCCUCCAGGCCUAGCCCCCCGUGCCAUUGCUGUGCAAUCCAACACAGAGACUCAUAAUCAUGCUGACACGUCCAAAGACAAGUCGGCGUUCCUGGUGGUCCUGAUUACAACCGGACCCAAGUACACGGAGCGGAGGAGCAUCAUCCGCAGCACCUGGCUGGCCAAGCAGGAGUCUGAUGUUCUGGCUAUGUUUGUGGUUGGAACCCAAGGGCUAUCCGGUGAGGACCUUCAGAACCUUAACACAGAGCAAGGGCGCCACAAGGACUUGCUCCUACUGCCUAACUUGCGAGAUUCUUACGAGAAUUUAACACUCAAGCUGCUGCACAUGUACUCCUGGCUGGACCAGAAUGUGGAGUUCAAGUUUGUCCUCAAAGCAGAUGAUGACACAUUUGCUCGUUUGGACCUCCUCAAGGAGGAGCUGAAGGGGAAAGAGCCCAACAGGUUAUACUGGGGCUUCUUCUCUGGGAGAGGGCGAGUGAAAACCGCUGGGAAGUGGCGGGAAAGCUCUUGGGAGCUUUGUGACUACUACCUGCCCUACGCACUGGGCGGGGGCUACAUCCUCUCGGCUGACCUGGUCCGUUACGUGCAUCUUACUGCGGGCUACUUCAAGACAUGGCAGAGUGAGGAUGUGUCGCUGGGCGCCUGGCUGGCACCAGUAGAUGUUCGGAGGACACAUGACCCACGCUUUGACACAGAGUAUAAAUCGCGUGGUUGCAACAAUAAAUACUUGGUGACACAUAAGCAGAGUCUGGAGGACAUGUUGGAAAAACACCAGACUCUGCAGCGUGAUGGCAGGCUCUGCAAGGAGGAGGUCAAGCUGCGACUGUCCUAUGUGUAUGACUGGAGUGUGCCACCUUCACAGUGCUGCCAAAGAAAGGAUGGCAUUCCUUGAUUUUUCUUUUUUACAAGAACCUGAAGUUGGCUUCUGUUUCAUAUUGUUCAAAUAGGGAAAAUGAUGAUUAUGUUUUUUGACCAAUACUCCAGUGUUACGACAUUUAAUUUAUUCAUGUUACAUGUUGCUAUAUCAGACAACAAAGUAGGUAACAAAAACGCCUAUUUCAGAUUUUUUUAACUGAGUUUUCACGUUCAUUUAGAAAAGUUUGACUAUUAUCAGUAUUGUGGAUUUUGUACAGUCGCAAUUUUAAUGUGGUUCAUAUGUGAAGUUCAUUUAUUAUUUUCUUUAUCUCAACCUGGUUUAAUACUGUUCGGACAGAGUACAAGUAAUGAAGUCCCACUUUUCAGUUUUCUACAACAUCUAAGCCUUAACUAUUUAUGUAUUUAGAGUUUAUAGAGUUAUGUAACUCUCAAGCCAUGAAGCCAACUUCAGCCUUGUGUCUUUUUCAGCCAAUAAACUCCUUCGGCCUUGUUAUUUGGACCCAUGCUCAUUUCAGCGCUCUCCUUACCUCCAGUUUACCACAUUGGGAGCCUAUUUCCCUGUUUGUGCUUUUUCUGAUGUACGUCCUGCUAAAUAUCUUUCCCAUACUAUGGGAUAUGUUUUAAGGUUAUUUCAGUAUAGUGUGUAUAUAGUACAGACACAUGCAGACGAGAGAAUCUUACCCUGCAAUGAUGUCUACAAUUUUUGUGAAAGCAAUUCAUAUUGCUAUUUUAUUUAUUGUUAAUUUAUUCUGCAGCACACACUGGUGUUAAGUUGGGACAGAAGCACAGUAGCUGUGGUUGCUGCUUGUGAGUUGCAUUUGUAGUUAUAAAGUUGUUGGGUUGGAGUUGUGUAUAAUUCAUGGAAUAAAUGGGCAAGAAAUGUUGUUUUUAAAGUUAAAACUUUUGUUUAUGGUAGUACAAGAAGGUUUAAUGUGUUUGGAAGAAAGAAGAAGUGAGAGAAAACGGUUGAAUGUCUUUAUUCAGCAGACCUUAUUCCUUCUACAGGAUCCUAGAUGAGGAUAUUUACAUUUACAAGGAAACAGUCCCACAUCAAUGUUUCAGUCAAAACCUGUAUUGUGUUGAAAUAUCAAGUUAUUUGGAAUUCUUUGGUUGCACCACACCACAAAUUCAGAUGGCGAAACUUGAUAUGGACUAACAGCUGGCACUUGGUCACUUUAAAAAAAAAAAGAAAUAGUCCAAAAAUCAUUGUUCAAUGAAUCAUUGUUAUGUUUUAUUUUGCUGAUAGGUUAAGUUCAGGUAAAAUAUCUUGUCAGCAGCUGCGUCCCAAAACGUAUAAAAUGUGUACAGUAUUGAUUAAAGGGGACAGGCAGUUGAAGCACCAUUAGUUGUAAAUGCUGGAAAACUGUAUGUCCAAACUUAAGUUUUUUUUUUUUUAUUAUAACCUGACUUUUUUUCUCACUUUUGUCACUAGCAGAUUGCAAUGCAGUUUGAUUUUAUGUACAUGGUACUUGAUGUUUUAUUGAAAAAAUAAAUGUACCAUUGUCCAUUA